AUGAUUCGGUUUGGUGAUGGUAGCUACAGUGGGCCUCUUCCCUUUGGCCCUCUCAUCACUCACUACCUUCAUCGCCUAGGGAUUGAUCUCCGAGAAAAGGUUGAUGUCUGCAACAUCCACGAAGAUUUGAGUCCCAAUCAUAUCCUCAAUUGCCUAGAUGCAAAUGUUGGUCGUCGAAAGAUUAUCUCUGGCUCAGGGGGAGAAGCUAAAUGCUUCGUGUUCUCUGCAAACGGCGCCACUAGUGGAUUGGUUGCAGGGCUGACUCAAGUUGCUGUAACAGGAGAUCAAACGAGGCAAGGAGGCUGGAAGUGUCACGAAUAG
Molecule: messenger RNA, 321 nt
Organism: Linum trigynum
Lineage: Eukaryota; Viridiplantae; Streptophyta; Magnoliopsida; Malpighiales; Linaceae
Source: the annotation of a GenBank genome assembly